Molecule: messenger RNA, 2772 nt
Organism: Colletotrichum aenigma
Lineage: Eukaryota; Fungi; Ascomycota; Sordariomycetes; Glomerellales; Glomerellaceae
Exons: 8
Coding region: 1-2772 (923 amino acids)
Biological process (GO): protein phosphorylation
Molecular function (GO): protein kinase activity; ATP binding
Source: RefSeq, a predicted model, not a curated record
AUGGCCAACUACCAAGGAAACCCAAUGGCGGGCAACAAUAUGGCUGGCCCAGCACUCCAAGCCCCAGCACCGAAUCCGAAAGAGAUGAAUAGGCAGAUGAUAAUGCGAAGAACCCGGCUGGAAGCUGCGCGAAUCAGGGGAGACCUCAUUGUAAAGGCGCAAGAUGGCAGCACCAUCGUAGCGCAGCCUUUGGGUCAGUUUAAUCCAAUGCACACAGUCAGGAGCCCGUACGCUGGAAGACAAUACAUGGACGACAUCCACCAGGAGAUAGCGCAACAACAGUACGGUCCCGACGGAAACCGAAUGGCCAAGGGCUACGGCAUCACCCUCAAGAGGAUCUUGGCCGCUGGCGGCUUUGGCAUCGCUGCUCUUGUCGAACACAGGGGCAACCGCAACGUGAGGACGGAUUGUGUGAUGAAGAUUGAAAAGACCCGCCCUGCCGCCUCGUAUGACUCGAUCAAGCUGGAGCAGAAGGCUCUCAACAAAUUCAAGGGGGCCAAGCACAUUGUCCAAAUCCUUGACUUUACGAAGGAAAUCAACGACAAGAGAGACGCCGAAAACGAGGGUAAGAGACCAUACGUGCCCAGAUCGAGUACAGAGGCUCGGGACAAAAAUUGGGACAUCAAAGUCCAGCGGGAACGCAGCUUCAUCUUGAUGGAGUAUGCCAACGGAAAGAGUCUUCACACAUGGCUGAACAAGUCUAGUCGAUCUGGCAGACCUUGGCCUAAUAAGGCUCUCUGGCUUUUGUUCAAGUGCCUCAUCAAAGGGCUUAUUGGAAUUGGAUAUCCCCCAAAGGAGAACUAUGGACGGGAUCACCCUGACUGGGAUCCCAACAAUCCCGCUGAAGAGUCCAUCCCCGACACCAAGAAGCCCCAGCAAACUGUUCAUUUUGAUCUGGACCCCAAGAACAUCCUAGUGAGCUUAGAGCCACACGGCCCUAUGCCGCUCUUCAAGAUCUCGGACUUUGGCUGUGCCAAGUUCUUUGACGAAGCUAAUCAAAAGCCGAAUGAAUUCACGGAGGAAAUAUUCUGGAGAGCUCGCUCGCUAGGAAAGCCGGGCUACCACACACCAGAACAAUUUCAUAGGUCUUGGGACUCACUCCGGCCCUUCAACGACGGCGGAUCCAACAUGUUCCUCGAAGCCAAUAAGCCAUCAAUUGCCGGCAACUACGGUAUGCCCUCCAACAUCUACCAGGUUGGAGUCAUCAUGUGGUGUGCCAUUACAGGGGCAAAAUUCCAAGAUCCCGUCGUCGGGUGGAAAGUCGGCGGAGAAGUGACGUACGGAAGGGCUAUCGGAGAUCCAAGAUUCAGUCACAUCGACGGCAACCUUAGAAAGACCGUCUCGAUGUGUCUGGUGGAAGACCCCGCGGCCCGGCCGACUCUGAUCCACCUCGAUGGCAUUAUUGAUUUUCGACUCCAAAGUCAGAAUGGCCUGGAGUCGGACGACCACGUCGCGAGAUGGGCCAACCAGUUCUUCAGCAGCCCACGCGUCCCCGGUGACGGCCCACCGCCGCAACCGCAGCCGCCCCAGACGAAGAACGGGGAAGAGUAUGACACCGACGACGACGACGAGGAGCCCGUUCGCACUGGCGACAAGAGAAAGCGGACGGGCAAGGAUGGCAACCCCCAGCAGCGGGGUACCGUCUUGCGCCUGAAGACCGUCCACAACCCGGCCCCGGGAACGACCCAGCAAGGCGGUCAGCAGCAGCAGCAACCGCAACAACAGCAGAUGACUAUGAACCAGAUUCAUCCAGGCACGAUGUAUCCCAUGCCUCAGAGACAAGAAGGGUUCGACUUCAUCCGCGAUAGACAGCGGCCGCCGCCCCAGCAGAUGAUCAUCGACGCCUUCCGCGACGUCGAGCUGUAUGACGCGACACCCAUCGAGAAGAAGGAUCCUCCCCAGACCUUCAGCCGCAUGCGCUAUCCUCGGACUCGUGGGCUGGAGCCAGCACUACUGCUGCCAGUACUACAGCAAGAAGUGCCACUGCAGCAGCCGGAAGGUCAACAGCAGCCGGCAGGUCAACAACCAGGAGGACAAGGACAUCAGCGGGGCCUGAGUCUCAACCCGGCCGCAGCAACUUUCCAGCCAAACGGGCAAUUCGCGAACCCUCGCAACGGUUUGCCUGUUCAGGGCCAGCCACAGCAGCAAUGGCAACCUCCCAACUCGAACCCUCCCCCGGUUUUCAUUCCCCCUCCCGGACUGCCUCUUCCCAUUCCUGGGCUUCCUGUCCCCCCUCCAGGGCUACCUCUUCCUCCACAGUGGCAGCCCUACGUGAACCCAUUCCCGGCUCCAAUGCCGCAGCAGCAGCAGCAGCCACAACGACCAUGGCAGCCCAUGAACCCGAACCAGAACUACAAUCAGAAUCCGAACCAGUUCCAGCCCCAACAACCUCAGCAACCUCAGCAACCUCAGCAACACCAGCAACCCCAGCAACCGCAUUGGAGACCCAACAACAGCAACACAGACGCCUUUGCUCCUCUGCCUUACCACCAGCAGCAGCCCGGCCGAUACCUAUCUCCCUUCCCUCCCGUACAAGCACCGCCGCAGCACUGGAUGCCCGGCCAGAGAAAAGGGUUAGUACCGCCGACCCCCAAAACUGACAAUGAACCAGGGCAGCAACAGCAGCCUCCCCAGGACGAGAAGAGCUAUCGUCAGAAAUUGAUUGAGAAGUACAACUACGACCCGUACCCCGAUGUUGCAUCUGAUGAUUUGGAGAUGCAUCUUGGUCCGUUUGAAGACUUGGUAGUACCCUCCUCUGGUGCAGGGCGAUAG